CCGCAGUGCCGCACCCGCAGGAUGGCGGCCUCCGCCAUGGCGGCGCGGCGCUGAAUAGCGUCCGGGCGCGGCGUUGCGGCUCCGCCCUUCUUCCUCCCCGCGGCGGAGCGGAACCCCGGAGCGCGGCGCGGGGAGCCGGCCGGGCCGCCGGGGCGGACCGGGGCGGGCCGGUGCGGGGCGAGGAUGAGCACGAAGCAGGUGACCUGCAGGUACUACGUGCAAGGAGUGUGUCGGGAGGGCAGCAAGUGCCUGUUCUCUCACGACUUGUCUACAAGCAAAUCCUCUACGAUCUGCAAGUAUUACCAGAAGGGACAGUGUGCCUACGGAGCUCGGUGCAGGUAUGAUCACACCAGACUUCCUGCGUCGGGGGGUGCAGCGGCCCCUGCGCCGCCUCCCCUCUCAUCGGCAGCGCUGCACAACCCUCGCCAUCCUCCCGAGCACAGCGCGCCGAUAAUCCGGAGCAAACUGCAUGAGACUGGCAAACGGGAGAAGAAAACGCUGGUGCUCAGGGACAGAAAUCUGUGUGGCUUGAAUGAAGAAAAGCAGAAACCCAGCACCGCAAGCGAUGUGGUGUGUUGCAGUGACCAAAAUGAUAAUCUGGAAGUGAAGCCCCAUUCGUAUUUGGAAGCUAUUUGCAGCGGACUGGAAGAUCCGGUAGCUGGAAGCUCCUGUGCUGUUGGAGAGCAGCUGUGUCCCUACGCUGCAGCGGGAGCGUGCCACUUCGGAGAUCGCUGCCUUUACCUCCAUGGAGACGUGUGUGAGAUAUGUGGAUUGCAAGUACUUCACCCUUACGACCAAGAACAGAGGAAGGCUCAUGAAAUGAUGUGCAUGGCGACAUUUGAGCACGACAUGGAGAAGGCCUUUGCCUUUCAGGCAAGUCAGGACAAAGUGUGCAGUAUCUGCAUGGAAGUGGUGUACGAGAAACCAUCGGCCUCCGAGAGGAGGUUUGGGAUCCUUUCCAACUGCAAUCACACCUACUGCUUGUCUUGCAUCCGGCAGUGGAGAUGUGCCAAGCAGUUUGAGAAUCCAAUCAUAAAGUCCUGCCCAGAGUGCCGUGUGAUAUCCGAGUUUGUCAUUCCCAGUGCAUAUUGGGUAGAAGACCAGGAGAAGAAAAAUGAGCUGAUUGAAGCUUUUAAGCAGGGAGUAGGGAAGAAACCCUGCAAGUACUUUGAACAAGGGAAAGGAACUUGCCCGUUUGGAGGGAAGUGUCUUUACCUUCAUGCUUAUCCAGAUGGGACGCGAGCUGAACCUGAAAAACCAAGGAAACAGCUUAGCUCUGAGGGGACUGUGCGGUUCUUCAAUUCUGUUCGUCUGUGGGACUUCAUUGAAGACAGAGAAAAUAGGACUGUGACCAGCACAGACGAUGAAGUAACAGAACUUGGAGAACUUUUCAUGCACCUUUCUGGGGCUGAUGAAGAUUCUGCUACUUCUCAAUAAAGAGAACUAAAGUGAAACUAAAAAUUCAGUCUGGACACAACUGAGUAAUAUAGCAUUAAAACACUUGAGUGCAAGCAGAGUUUUCUCAAGCACGUUCAGCAGACAAUCUUCCAAGUAAGUAGAGGGUCAAUUUAACCGCUGGCUUGAGGGUAAGACUGCAUACCCUUGAAAGGUUGCUUGUCUGCUUAAAGACUUGAGCUUUUUAGAAAGCUUGAUUGUUGAGACGACAGAAAUUACUUGUAUUGUGAAGCAAAAUAUAUUUAGAGACACUUGUGCAGAAAACCUUACAUCAGCACAGCAAACAGGGUGCUGCUUUGAUGGCUAAAAACUAGGAUCUGGGUCACUGUCAUAAAGCAAACAGCAAGAACCUUAAUCUGGGAUUCAAACAUUUUUAAAUGGCACCAAAUUAGUGACUCCAGGAUUAUCCGCUUCAACUGUUGGUUGGCAUUUCUGAGUCAAAACUGAAGCUGAGAAACAUCCUGGAUGGAAAUACUACCUUUCUAUAAGGGUUCCAACAGAAGAGGGAGAACUCCUCCCAUCUCUGCUGGCCAACAGUUCCCUCAAAUUGAACAUGCAAAUAUCGCUCUCUAUUCUGACUUAAGAAAUGUAACACUUCCAUAAUUAAUUUCCCCCUAGAGUUAAUUUUUAACAAUGCUUACUGCAAUGUCAGGCCUUAUCUUCAUCGCUAAUUACAAAGGUGAAGGAAAAUAAAGUAUCACUACAAGAGAUGGAGUACUCUUAAGAUCAAUGUUCAAGAGCACUUGCCCAGGCAUACUUUCUACCCCAAAAUACUUAGACAGCCCUUAGCCUCCCCACAGAAGCUUGUUUCUAGCUGGUCUUGCACAUUUUUUUUUUUUUCCAGAGAGAAAUAUUUUCAGUAAUAAAAUACACUCAAAAAAAGUCAAUGGAGAGGAUGUUCUUUACCUUAAACAAGACAUUCCUGAUUUACUUUGCCCCAAGAAUACAUAAACCAGGUAACAGUAGUCUGAAAUAAAAAAGAUAACUUGUUUUUCAAAGCUACCUAGGGACAACAUAAACAGAAGCUUUAAUUUAAAAGCAGUAAGACAUAGAAACUCAGACCUUUUAAAUUCUUCACUUAGCAGCUUUCACCUAAUUUGACAUCAAGUGCUGUUCAAAAUAAGCCUAUUUAUCAAAAAUAUUUUAAUUUUUCAAGAGACACAUAACCUGUUUUAAAAAUGGUUAAUGGUUAAUGGAGUUAAUGGUUUCUUUUUGGAAAUCAGAGCUAAAGUAAAAGCAGCUUACCAUUUCUCUUUUUUUUUUUUCUUCUUCUUUUUCUUAUUAUAAUGAAGGUAAAAUGAAAGAUAAAUGACUUUUAGAGAGGGUUGCAGUUAGAAUACCGAGAAUAUUGUUGAAAAUCAUGCAGAACUAUAUGGAACUGUUUCCUUCAACCCUCAAUUUACUUUUUAGCAAGCAGACUUUAUCAUGUCAAUUAUCACCUAAGCAUUAAUAUUCCACGCUUCUUAUAAUGUUAUACGAUAUUCUGAGGACAAACAGUCUAGAUAUUAUUUUUUAAGUAUGUAUCUGGCUUAUGUACUUCAAGUUCCUUUGCCCUUUCACAAGCACUUUGUGGGUUUCUUGCUUGCUGCAAAUAUGAAGCUGAAAUGGCUAUUUGAACAUUACAGACAGUUAGGAGUUGCACAUGUAAGCUGUCAAAAUUAACAGCAGAAGUAUUUUGCCUGACAGAUUUUAGGCAGCUGUUUAGAUGGAGAUAACAGUGGUUACAGACAUCUUGUCUCUUCACUCACUAGACCUCAGCAAUGUAUUCAGUUAAUCUUAUCUGUACACACAAAGACACAAAAUCCCAAGCUUCCAUUCUUUCCCUAAUAAACAUAUUUAAACAGAAUGCUAUUUAAAAAAUAAAUUCUUAGAUUAAACCACCUAGUUUUUGUCAUCUGUGGAGUUCAGCCAAGACAAAACUCUCACUUCUACCUACGUAAACAGGUUCACAGAAGAUAAAAUGCAGAGCAAAAAUGAUGCAGUUAAAUAGCUUGAUAGCACAUCAGGGUAGGUAUCUUGAGAAGUAGAUGCUGCUGAAAGAUUAUUUUACAGUAGAAUAAAAACCAUCUCAUAAUGGAAGUGAUUGGAAACCUAUAGGUUGUUAUAUCAAGUGUGUUUUUACUUGAACUGCUAUUACCUAUCCUAGUAACUUUUUAAAUAUUAUUCAGAAUGUCACUUUCUGGGGUUUUCACAUCUAGAUGUACAUGUCAGAACUACGGAUUACUACAUUAAAUGAUGACAUUGAAUCUUAAACCUAAAAUUUAAUUUAUUUUAUUAAAAUAAGAUAAUCAGAGGAACCUUGGCUUACAAUAAAUGCAUUUUCUCAGGAGCAAUAAAAACAAAAUUAAAACCCAAAUCAGCAAGAAAAACUGUAUAUGCUCAGUUUCCUCUUGAUAGUGCAUCUCUUGGACGACAGCUUCAGAUGGGAUGAAGACUAUGCUCAUUUUGCAGAAGUAUACGGAUAAUGUUAAUUAGCCUUUUCUCAGCCACAAAAGCCUGUCUUUCUGCACUUACCACCUCAUUGGGCUGCAAGAAACAAGUCAAUAGUACCAAAGUAAGCUGCUUAAGUUACUGAAGAUGACCAUAGCAAGACUGGCUAGCUUCCUUCUCUGAGCAGUACAAUUCAGAAUAGAUUCCAUUCUUUUGCAAGAGUUUUUCUUCUAUGUGCAAAACUAUUGCAAAACUAUUUUGUGUUGAAUUAGCAUUUUAACUUAUUUCAUUGGCUUGAUGAAAGCUCUUAGGCAGGAGCUGAUUUCCAGAAAGUUUUUUCCUCUUCCCUCAGUCUUGUUUGCAGAUACCCAUUUCAGGCAAAACUCCCCCCAACUUGAAGUGGCAUAUGGCAUGGGGCAAUCAAAGAGCACCAUAAUGCGUCAUCUUUCCUCAAACGCUGAGGCAAGCCAUCCUUGCUGUAAAAAAUACCAAUUUAUCAACAGAUUCAAAUCAAUCCAGAAACACUGCCAAAGAAACAUCCAUCGCUUCUGUGUAUGGGAAAAAUAAGGCUCAAGUGCAUCUAUUAAAAAAAUAGUAAUAGAUCUCUUGAUUUAUAGUCUGUUAACUGUCCCAGUAAAAGAAACUGUAGAAAAAGGCAAUGUGGAGCUGUGUCCCUGCAGGAUAAGAACUGCAGAAAUCCUUAGCAGCUUGUUCUUAAAACUGGGACGCGGAUAAUCCUGCUGGCACUGAUCCUGUACACUGAGGCAUUAAAAGCACAACUUCUGUUACUUCUGUUCCUUUCCCAUCACUGGAGAGAACAAGGGAGGGGAGCACGAUCCUAAAACACGGGUAGUCUUGUGGAUGUUAAUGUGCAUGAAUUUAUGUCCUCUGUGUGGGCGGCACGAUGCAGAGAUGGUUCAGAAGCACUCCGGUUGAUUUUGGGUAAAGAAUGUUGCAACAAUUCAAUGGACGACAGUAUCUGAGGGAAACACAAAAUUAAAAGGCAGCUUGUUAGACAAGCAACUCUUUCUAUUUAAGUCUCAAACCUUCAUUUAUUACGGCUUUAAGUGUAUAUUUAAGAGCAACAAUAUACUAUGUGGAGGCACUGAAAACAACACUCGAGGAAUACUCCAGUUUGAAUAAUCAAAUUCUGCCAUACAGUUUCAUUGCUAUAAGGAGUCUCACCAAGUUUCAGAGGAUGGGAAGAUACUUUUCAUUACCUCACACACAUUGCAAUCCAUUAACAAGCAUGUAUGCAAUUCUCCAACAGAGUAACAGGGAAAGAAUUGCAUCUUCUGCCUAACAGUCUCUCUACAAAACAACAUUUAGAAAGAGCUUUUUAAACAACAAAAGUUACACUUGGUUAUAACAGCAAGAAGUUAUUCUUCCAAAAUCUGCUGAUAUUUAACUCCAGCUAUUUAAUGAGAAUAAGAAAGUACCUUCAUCAUCCUCAUAGUGCCAGGAAAAGGUAAAGUAUCCUUUGUAAAAAUACCAAAAAUUGCUACAUGAAUUUACACGCCCCAGUGGAUUCUGUUUGCUUGUUCAUAGUUGUGGGGAAGGAAAGGAGGAAUAGCCUCUCAUUUCCCUCAAACCUACACUAAAACAAAAUGUAAAUACAAAGAUAUUUUGUUGUGUUAAGGUGGUUUUUUUUCUUAUCUCUAAAAUGGGUCAGCUGUUGAAAGCAAAUUGCUCUAGUGUUAGUCUAACACUGCUUCAGGCUGCAUGCAUAGUAUUUUUUAGUGACCUUUACAGGAACUACAUACAAUCAGAAUUACAAACUGUCUAGGGGAGCUGGGUUAUGAAAAAAUGCACGUAGGAAUAAAGAUAAAAAUAAGAAGCAGGCUGCACUUUAUAUAAACCAAAAAUUUUAUCUGCAUAGAAUGUUUUGUGUGCUAAUGGCUAUUUAUAAAAUACUCUGAAACUUCUGUGCAGGAAACACGCUUACUUGUGGAAACAGAGGUCGUUCUUCUCUAACUUUCUUCAAACAAUCUGCUACAAGCCUCUUCAUUGCUUUGGGGCAGUUCUUGUACAAUUUACUGAGGUCUGGAGAAGCAUACCCUCGGCCAACCAUGAAAAUAAUCUGAAAAAGAACAAGCAAGUAGCAGAAAACCAAAACUGUAAAGGUUGUUUCAGUGGUUGAUAGCUUUUGUAUCCUGAAGUGAUUAAACAUGAGUACCAAAGGCGCACACAUGAGCAGAGCCUUGUAGAUCUGUCCAAAUUAGUUAACUGAAACAAUGGCCCUGCUUUUGUGUAAUCCAGGACAUGAUUAAAUCAGAGUGACACCAUGGUUUGAAGUGCUCAACAAGUGAAGGAACUAUUGCAUACAGAACAGGAGAUAGAUACUACAUGACAUGGGCAUGACAUGGCAAUUUCCUUCAAUUGAAGGCUACAAUGACAAAUGAUCCUCAAUUUAAGUAGUUAUAAGCAGCCAGCUGAUUUUGCACAACAGCUUAAUCCAUCAGUAGAACUGUAUUUUCAGGUAUCUCUGUAAAACAUGUUGCAAAAGGAGAUGUACAGCUAGAAAGUUGAAAGAGAUCAUCAUAACUAAUCACAACUAAUGCAGCAAAAAAGGAAAUGGUGUUUAUUUUGUUUUGUUUCGAGACAAACAAUAGAAGACAUUAUUAGUGUUCAAAAAUACAUUUUCUGUUUUAGUCCAAGUUAAUAUGGUCAUCAUUUAGGAUUUUCAGACUUCCAGUAACCUUAAUAGUUGACUAUAUAGUAUUGAUAAGACUAUUAUCUGGUAAAAUAGUGGUAGGUUUGGUUGGUUGAGGGGAGUUUGUUUGAGGGUUUUAUUGGCAGGGAGCAGGGGUAAACAGAACUAACUAUGCUAUUGUUUCUUUUUCAGCUAAUGUUGUCUCAGAAAAAAAAAAGUCAACAUAAUGUUGCUAAAAUAAGGUCUCAGUAGUGUUCUCCAGGAAAUACUCUAUCCCUCCCCAAAAAACUUACUUGAGGGUCAAGUGUCACAUGUUUUGCACCAGUAAUGAUUAUUAAAGCUUGCAUAUGAUUUAAAUAUUAUGAAUUAAAACACAUGCCAAUAUCCCAAUUUGUAGACAACCUUAAAAAUAAGAAAAAACUUCCUUAGCUUAACAGAACUGGCCUCUUCUGCUUGGAAUACAGACUAUAUAACAUAACAGGGGCUAAAAUCUAGUAGUUUGUCCCCAUACACACACACUUCUCAUUAUAAGAUCUUAAUUUAAAAAAACAAUAACAAACACAAACCACAACCAAGAUCAGCAAAACAGCGAUCAAAAAGAUCUAACAGUCUUAAGUUCAUGCUCUACAGAAUGAGUUAGCUCUACAUUUGCUAAGCUAGAAAAAGCAUUCAUAUAAAGAGAACAGUUGGUUUCUGUCCUUAAUGUGCGUCUUUAUAAUUAUUGGUUAACUGACUGGUAAGAAUACAACUUAGUAAAGAUUAAAUCACACAAACUAACAUUCAAUACUAAAAGGUUUAACAAUAGCCACUUUUUUUUUUUCACUUAGUAAAAAGCACAGAAUCCAAUCUUGCUGAUUUAACAGCAUAUUUAACAUCAGAAAGGAAAUUUCACAUAACCGCAUAUAUAUAAACCAAGAUUUUACUGAUGUAGCAAAAGCUUUAACCCAUGAAUAAAUCAACAGGGCACUUAAAAUGUUUAUAAAAAAAGAAUUCUUUUCCUUUGAGUAACUGUCACUGUCAAUAUUUAAGUAAACAUUCAAUUACACAGAUUUGCUGCUGAAACAAAUCAUGUUGUAAACAACAUUCCAAUUCUUGUUUUCACUUGUCUUUAUCUUGCAUUUCUUGAGGACAACAAAAUGUACUAUACCCAGAAAUAAAAUGCAGUAUUCAAAGAA
Molecule: messenger RNA, 7713 nt
Organism: Aquila chrysaetos chrysaetos
Lineage: Eukaryota; Metazoa; Chordata; Aves; Accipitriformes; Accipitridae
Gene: MKRN2
Product: makorin ring finger protein 2
Exons: 9
Coding region: 184-1437 (417 amino acids)
Biological process (GO): protein polyubiquitination
Molecular function (GO): metal ion binding; ubiquitin protein ligase activity
Source: RefSeq, a predicted model, not a curated record